This is a messenger RNA of Strongylocentrotus purpuratus (purple sea urchin), 1969 nucleotides long. RefSeq names its product E3 ubiquitin-protein ligase Midline-1-like. Gene Ontology annotation, cellular component: chromatin; nucleoplasm. The transcript is spliced from 2 exons. NCBI's taxonomy places the organism in Eukaryota, Metazoa, Echinodermata, Echinoidea, Camarodonta, Strongylocentrotidae. Gene Ontology annotation, molecular function: ubiquitin-protein transferase activity; zinc ion binding. Bases 230 to 1417 code for a protein of 395 amino acids. Gene Ontology annotation, biological process: positive regulation of DNA-templated transcription. The record is from RefSeq and is a predicted model, not a curated record.
UGUAUACUUUAGGCUUCAUUGGGAAGAGAACUCGUUAUUGUGACGUACAUGUAUUCUCUAUUAAUGAGUGCAGACAUUGUGUUUAUUUCAGCAUCGUAGAGCUACAUAAUAUACACUAAGUUUACAGCAAACUUUUCAUAAAAGUGGAUCUCGUUGAAAUCAUUUAAACGGGAUUCUGUGCAGGCUUAAUUGCUAUCUCUAAUUUGUACUCGAUUCGCACAUCACAUCCAUGGCCGAGAAACAGGAAGAAGAGGACGUUCCGAUCUCUUCACAAGGCCUGACAUGUCCACUGUGUCUUGGUAUCUUCGACGAUGCAACCCUCUUGACCUGCGGACAUACCUUCUGUCGAACCUGUCUCAGGAAAUACGACCUAUCCCACCAGGAUCUUGAUCACAUGGUCUGCCCUCUCUGCAGGACAGUGACAAAGUUGUCCGCAAACCGGGUCGACGAUCUCUUUCCCAAUGUGACGGUCAACGGACUCGUAGACGACUACCAUGCCAGUUCUGGAGGGGCAAAUGCCAUCCUGAAGAUGCGGCAAAAGUGCACUGUCUGCAAGAUCCAGGUAGAGCCGAUCGCUUUUUGCAUUACAUGCAAUGUAUCCAUGUGUGACCAAUGCCACGUUGGCCACAAACGAUUGAAGCUGUUCUUCGAAGGUCAUGAGAUCGUAUCUUUCCAGGACAUAAUUGAGGGAAAAGUUAAACCUGGUCGCCCUUCCGAGAAAUGUUCCGCCCACAGACGAGAGAACAAAGAUAUGUUCUGUCAGGAUUGUAAGAUGCGCGUCUGUUUCAAGUGCGUCGUCAUCGAUCAUCGAGAUCACAAGAUACAAUCACAUCAAGACUUUGAAAAGGAAAUGCAGGAUAAGGUGAGUGAUCUUCUCCAUCGUUGUAAAGCAAAGAAGUCAGACCUGGAGAAGAACAUUCAGAAUGUGGAGACACAUCGUGAUGAAGCACAUACUGCGUUUCAGCUACUACGUCAAAAUGUGGGCCUAGCCUGUCGUACCAAGGUCAAGCGACUAGAAGACAACCAACGUGUACUCAUUGAGAAGAUCGAUGCUCUGGAACGUAGUUUUAAUGAAGCCCUCAACGGUCUAAAGUCGAACGACCGGCAGAUGAUCAAGAGUAUUUGUAGUUCGGUAGAUCUGGUGGAUAAUGACAGACUGGGAUGUCUCGAGACGGACAGUCUGUCUGCUCACACAUUCCUGUGCGAAGAGAUCGAUGGGUUGCUAAAGGAGGUUAUUGAUCAAACCUCUGCAGCAACCAUAAAGGAGAAGGCAAACAAGCAGAAGUUCAAGCCUGCAGAUGACACCAGUCUUGACCUCGGGAAUAUCUCAGAAACAGUUCUAGGACAAUUACCUCCUGGACAAUCACCCUCCUGCCAAUUACCAACGGCACGUUUUUUAAACCGCACCCGUCCCUAGGAGAAUUACUCGCCUCCCCGAGGACAGGUACCCUCCCACUAACUCUACCUCCCGGUUGGGAAGCCUUUUCAAACAUCCCCCCUCAGCUCCCCUUCCAGCCUGAUCAACAAAAUGUCAUGAAUAUGGACCAUAACCCGCCUCCCCUCCCGCUAGGGUAGCCCCUUGGGACAUCCCACCACAGCUUCCCUUCCAGCCUGAUCAACAAAAUGUCAUGAAUAUGGACCAUAACCCGCCUCCCCCUCCCACUAGGGUAGCCCCUUGGGACAUCCCCCCUCAGCUCCCCUUCCAGCCUGAUCAACAAAAUGCCAUGAAUAUGGACAAUUUCUCGCUUCCCCAUCCCGGUUGGUAACCCCUUGGAACAUUCCCCCUCAGCUCCCCUUCCAGCCUAAUCAACAAAAUGUCAUGAAUAUGGACAAUUACGCCACCUCCCCAUCCUAGUAGCUUACCCCCGAGGACAAGUACCCUCCCCCACCUCCCCCUCCUUGAAGGUUACCCCGAGGGCAAGUAUCCUCCCCACCUCCCUCUCCUAGUAGCUUACCCCCAAGGACAAGU